Myotis myotis is the source of this 5695-nucleotide messenger RNA. RefSeq names its product F-box DNA helicase 1 (gene FBH1). Gene Ontology annotation, cellular component: nucleus. Lineage: Eukaryota; Metazoa; Chordata; Mammalia; Chiroptera; Vespertilionidae. The record is from RefSeq and is a predicted model, not a curated record. Gene Ontology annotation, molecular function: protein binding; DNA binding; ATP binding. The coding region runs from base 157 to 3297 and encodes 1046 amino acids. The transcript is spliced from 22 exons. Gene Ontology annotation, biological process: replication fork processing; double-strand break repair via homologous recombination.
GGCGGGCUCUUCCCGGGCUGCGGCGGCGCGGAGCUGUCAGAGGAAGUCCAAGGCCUGCUCCGGCCAGCGCUACCCUGUGGACGUCGGGACUGGGAGGCCGGGAGGCCCGGGCCCGGAGGCGACGGCGGUGGCUGGAGCCCCCGUCCGCAGCGCCAUAUGAGACGGUUUAAGCGGAAGCAUCUUACAGCCAUCGACUGCCAACGUUUGUCUCAAAGUCACUUGGCUGCGACCCAGCCCUUCAGUCAAAGAUGGACAAACAGAGACCCGAACCAUGGUCUCUAUCCUAGACCCAGAACAAAAAGAGGGACUAAGGGUCAAGGAUGUCAAAGGUACAUCACUGAAUUCUUCCCAGCUGGCCAGCGGCAGUGUACCAAUGACAUGGCUAAAAGCAAUUCUGUGGGCCAGGACAGCUCUAAGGACUCAGAGGGUGAAAUGAUGUUUGUUACAGAAAGCAAUUGUGCCCUCUCUCAGGAAGAUGAUGGAGAAGCAAGACUGGGCUCGUCAGGCUCUGCUCUGCUGGUAAGGAAGCGCUCUCGGUCCUUUGAGGAUGAGAGGAAUCAAGCUACAGGGACCAGUCACUGGCAUGGGGUUUCUAAAAAACCCCCACAGCAUUAUUUGCCCCUGUCCUGCACAAAGGCCAGGGAAGCUAGACUGGAAGCAGAGGGCUUUUUGUCAUGGCUCUCUGCAGAGACUGAAGAACCCAGCCAAGAAGUGGAGAACAUGGAUCAUGAUCCCAUUCCUGACUCUUACUAUGGACUUCUUGGAACCUUGCCCUGCCAGGAACCCCAGAGCCAUAUCUGCAGCCUUCCCAGCGAAGUCCUAAGGCACAUUUUUGCUUUCCUCCCUGUGGAAGAUCUCUAUUGGAAUCUGUGCUUGGUGUGCCAUCUUUGGAGGGAGAUAAUUAGUGAUCCACUGUUCAUUCCUUGGAAAAAGCUGUAUCAUCGAUACCUGAUGAAUGAAGAGCAAGCUGUCAGCAAAGUGGAUGGCAUCCUAUUGAACCAGGGUAUUGAGAAAGAGUCGGAUCUUUGUGUGCUGAACCUCAUCCGCUAUACAGCCACCACUAAAUGCUCCCCAAGUAUGGAUCCUGAAAGGGCACUGUGGAGUCUGAGGGAUCACCACCUCCUUCCUGAGGCAGAGGCCUGUGUGCGUCAACACCUCCCUGACCUUUACAUCACUGCUGCAGGUGUCAACGUGUGGGCUUUGGUAGCAGCCAUUGUUCUCCUCUCCAGUAGUGUGAAUGACAUCCAGCAGUUACUCUUCUGCUUCAGAAGACCAAGCUCCACUGUGACAAUGCCAGACAUCACUGAGACCUUAUACUGCAUCGCCGUGCUUCUCUAUGCCAUGAGGGAGAAGGGAAUCAACAUCAGCAAUCGGAUUCAUUACAACAUCUUCUAUUGCCUGUAUCUUCAGGAGAAUUCCUGUACUCAGGCCACAGAAGUUAAAGAGGAAACAUCGGUUUGGCCAGGCAGGAAAACAACCAUCCAACUUACACAUGAACAACAGCUGAUUCUGAACCAUAAGAUGGAACCUCUCCAGGUGGUAAAAAUUAUGGCAUUUGCAGGCACUGGGAAGACAUCUACCUUGGUCAAGUAUGCUGAAAAGUGGUCUGGGAGCAAGUUUCUUUAUGUGACAUUUAACAAGAGCAUCGCAAAGCAGGCCGAGCGAGUCUUCCCCAGCAAUGUCACCUGCAAAACCUUUCACUCCAUGGCGUAUAGACAGGUUGGGCGGCAGUACCAGUCAAAGAAGAAAUUGAAUCUCUUCAAGUUAACACCCUUCAUGGUCAAUUCUGUCCUUGCUGAAGGGAAAGGUGGAUUCAUAAGGGCCAAGCUAGUAUGUAAGACUUUAGAAAACUUCUUUGCCUCAGCUGAUGAUGAGCUGACUAUUGACCACGUACCUAUUUGGUGUAAGGACAGCCACGGACAGAGAGUCAUGGUUGAACAGAGUGAAAAACUGAACAGUGUUCUUGAAGCAAGCCGCCUUUGGGACAACAUGCGGAACCUGGGGGAAUGCAAAGAAGAGGCUUACCAAAUGACUCAUGAUGGCUACUUGAAACUCUGGCAGUUGAGCAAGCCUUUGCUUGCCUCUUUUGACGCCAUCUUUGUGGAUGAGGCCCAGGACUGUACCCCAGCUAUCAUGAAUAUAGUUCUGUCUCAGCCAUGUGGGAAGAUCUUUGUAGGGGACCCUCACCAGCAGAUCUAUACCUUCCGUGGUGCAGUCAACGCUCUGUUUACAGUCCCUCACACCCAUGUCUUCUAUCUCACACAGAGUUUUAGAUUUGGUGUGGAAAUAGCUUAUGUGGGAGCUACUAUCUUGGAUGUCUGCAAGAGAGUAAGGAAAAAGACUUUGGUUGGAGGAAGCCAUCAGAGUGGCAUUAGAGGUGAUACAAAGGGGCAGGUGGCCUUGCUGUGCCGGACCAAUGCCAAUGUGUUUGAUGAGGCUGUACGCGUGACUGAUGGAGAAGUACCUGCAAGGAUACAUUUGAUUGGGGGGAUUAAAUCAUUUGGAUUGGACAGAAUCAUUGAUAUUUGGAUCCUUCUUCAGCCAGAGGAAGAACGGAAGAAACGAAACCUCCUUAUUAAAGACAGGUUUAUUAGAAGAUGGGUGCACAAAGAAGGCUUUAGUGGCUUCAAGAGGUAUGUGACCGCAGCCGAGGAUAAGGAGCUUGAAGCAAAGAUUGCUGUUGUUGAAAAGUAUAACAUCAGGAUUCCAGAACUGGUGGAAAGGAUAGGAAAAUGCCACAUAGAAGACUUGGACUUUGCAGAGUACAUUUUGGGUACUGUACACAAAGCUAAAGGCUUGGAAUUUGAUACCGUUCAUGUUUUGGAUGAUUUUGUGAAAGUGCCUUGUGCCAGGCACAACCUUGCACAGCUGCCCCACUUCAGAGUUGAGUCUUUCUCUGAGGAUGAAUGGAAUUUACUGUAUGUUGCAGUCACUCGUGCCAAGAAGUGCCUCAUCAUGACCAAAUCAUUGGAGAAUAUUUUGACUUUGGCUGGGGAGUAUUUCUUGCAAACAGAGCUGACAAGUAGUGUUUUAAAAACAGGAGUGGUUCACUGCUGUGUGGGGCAGUGCAACAACACCAUCCCAGUGGACACUGUGCUCACCAUGAAGAAGCUCCCCAUCACUUAUAGCAACAGAAAGGAAAACAAGGGUGGCUACCUCUGCCACUCCUGUGCAGAACAGCGCAUUGGGCCUUUGGCCUUCUUGACUGCCACCCCCGAGCAGGUGCACUCCAUGCCACCCACCAUCGAGAACAUAGUGCUGCCCAGACACGAAGCUCUGCUUUUCCUUGUCUUCUGAAAGCCAAGAGGAGCAUUCUUCAUGCACUUCAGGGAUGCAAAUGGCAGGUGAGGGAGUUGGCACAGCAUUGCCCAAAGAAUUCACCGCAUCUAGUGUCUGAGCCAGUCGAGCGGAGUCCAAGAGCAGACCUCAUAGCUUCAGUUGUUGCAGUCUCCCUUUAACUUCUCCUCCGUCAGGCCUCUAGUGGAGCUUAGAUGCGGGCCGGUGAGUACAGCAAGGGUGCUGUGGAUUGGGCCAGGGGUGCUUGGAAAGGGUGAAUACAAGUCACUGUUUGCAUAUGGAGGAAAAUUCACAGAAUUGGACCUAAAGACAAAUUUAAUGAGAAAGGGACAGGACUCUUUCAUCCACUUGGCUGGUAUUUCAGGCUUAGCCUUAUUUGAUUCUUAUGGAUAACUUGGAAUAAAAGAACAAGGGAAAGGGAAUUAUGUGAAUUUACAUUGGUUACAGUAUUCAUUGUUAUUCAGAAGAAUGGUUUGGGCCCUGACCGGUGUUCUCAGUGGUUUACAUUGGUUACAGUAUUCAUUGUUAUUCAGAAGAAUGGUUUGGGCCCUGACCGGUGUUCUCAGUGGUUAGAGAGCAUCAGCCCGUGCAACAAAGGGUCACAGGUUUGAUUCCCGGUCAGGGGCUCAUACCUGGCUGGGUUUUGGGUUUAUUCCCCAGCAUGGUAGUGGCAUAUACAGGAGCAACCAGUUAAUGUGUCUCUCACAUCAAUGUUUCUCUCUCUCUGUUUCCUGCCCCCCCCCCUCCCUUCCUUCCACUGUCUCUAAAAAUCAAUAGAAAAAAAAUAUCGUUGGAUGAGGAUUAACCAAAAAAAGAGUGGUUUGGGGCAAGAGUGGCAAGAGAGAGCUCAUUAACAUGUUUCCUGGAAAUCUAGUUUUGCCAACCAGAGAGGAAGCAACUUAUUCAUUGGAGGGCAAGUCAUUAACUCAGUGAACUUCACUUAGCACCUGUGGUGUGGCAGUUGCCAUGUUAGUGGAUAUAUGGAAUCAAAAUGCAGUCCCUGACUCACAGAGAUUGCUGUUUGUGUAAUUGUAGUUUGAGGUGAAAAGUGUUAGGGGGCUGCAUAAGUGCUCUGGGGAUGUGAGGGGUGUCUUUAUCAAAGCCUAGGGCCAAGGGCUGCCCCAAAGAGGGGUACUCUCACUGUGUUUAAUAAUAGGACAAUUAGUGAGCCAGCUAUUAAAGAGGGAAAGAAUAUUCUGGGAAGAAGGAACAACCUGAAGGGCACAAAGAAUGUGUGCGAUAAUGUCACUACAAGAACAAAAUGUCAGCCAGUGCUAGUAUUUUUGUACUUAUUUUGAAAAACAGUAGAAUCUAGGAAUUAGUACUGGUAUUUCAUUUUUUAAGAAUUAGUACUGGUAUUUCAUUUGUAGCCCCAUUUUUUAAAGAAUUUUUUAAAAAAUCAGUAAAACUAAAUAUUUGGUGUGUUUCAAAUAGAAAAAGCAAUGUUUAAGUACCCAGUAAAAAAUAUAUAUAUUUUAAAAAUAAGUAUUAAAUGUCCAUUAUCAUUUUAAUAUAAAUGAUUAGAUGAGAAGAAUAAAAGCAUUACUAAAAAUACAAAUUAUUAACUACAUGAAUAUGAAAAUCUAUUAGAUUAUUUUUAAGUAUAGUCUUUAAGAGGCUCCCAUGAUUUCAUUUAGUUGUGAAUAUACAGGGGUGGGCAGAAGUAUGUUUAUAAUUGUUCAUAUGGAAAAAGACAUGGGUUAUGCUUAUUAUAAGAACUUUAUUACCACUGUUUCGUGUACUCACUACUGUAAAAGAACUUUUGCCCACCGCUGUAUUUUUGUGCAGGAUUUUCUGUAGACAUUUUUUUUUGUUGUUUUAUAGCCAUAAUAAUUGCGAGAAAAUAAGGAAAAUAAUUAGAAGCUAGUUCCAAAUAUUUUGCUUUGGUUCAAUAAUUUUUUAAAAAUAAUUCCUCUUAUUUGAUAACUUAGAGGAGGUCUUUUCAAAUGUAAGAAUCGGUAAUACAUUGAUAGUAAGUUCUAGUUUUUUGUUUCAGAGAAAGCAUUGUUGAUUUGUCUUUAUCUUCUUUGGUUUUUGUCAUGUAUGUAGAAAUUCUGAUGCAGUUACCCAUAUAAAAAUAAAUAUUGUUAUGUCAUAUUCCAUUGUUUAGAAGGUACUUGUGAUAAAAUAAAAAAUAUUUUUGCAAAGAAGUGUUAAAAUACCAUAGUGUAUUGUAGACUAUCUAUUAGUUUGUCCUUUCACAGAUUUCUAAAAAAAUAAUGAGGUGGUGGUAUUAGACCAACCUAAAAUAUUGGCAUAUCGGUUUUUAAAAAUAUCACAGAAUACUAGCAAAUGAAAUUUCAGUCACUAAAGGUAUGAAAUUGUAGGAAAAGCUUGGGUAAAUAAGAUGUGGCCUGGGUGGCAUGGCUUAGUGGUUGGGUGUCAACCUAUGUACCAG